Messenger RNA from Anolis sagrei ordinatus, 6487 nucleotides. RefSeq names its product NPC intracellular cholesterol transporter 1 (gene NPC1). Gene Ontology annotation, cellular component: plasma membrane. The record is from RefSeq and is a predicted model, not a curated record. NCBI's taxonomy places the organism in Eukaryota, Metazoa, Chordata, Lepidosauria, Squamata, Anolidae. Gene Ontology annotation, molecular function: cholesterol binding; lipid carrier activity. Gene Ontology annotation, biological process: intestinal cholesterol absorption; cholesterol homeostasis.
UCCUCCUCCUCCUCCUCUUUGGGGGCGGGCUCACUCUCUAGCCUGGCCAGGCCUUUCCGCUCCCAGGCUUGUCCUCCUGACUCCCGGCGUUGCUUUGCUCAGCUCCCUUCCGAGAUGGCGAACCGGGCCCGCGGCCUGAGCCUCCUCGCCGUGGCCUCUUUCCUGGCGCUGCUGCUUCCCGCCAAGGUAUUCUCAGACUCUUGUAUUUGGUAUGGUGAGUGUGGAAUUGCUUCUGGAGAUAAACGAUACAAUUGUGAAUAUAAUGGUCCAGCACUGCCAUUACCGAAGGAUGGCUAUGACUUGGUUCAGGAACUUUGCCCAGGCCUUUUCUUUGGGAAUGUUAGCCUUUGUUGUGAUGUGCAUCAGCUUCAGACUUUGAAAAACAACUUGGAGCUCCCUCUGCAGUUUCUUUCCAGGUGCCCAUCAUGUUUUUAUAAUUUAAUCAACCUGUUCUGUGAGCUAACCUGCAGUCCUCAUCAAUCAGAAUUUUUGAAUGUUACACAAACAGAGCCAUACAUUGAUCCAGUUACAAAACAGAAUAAAACCAGCAUCACAGAGCUGCAGUAUUACAUUGGAGAAACAUUUUCUAAUGCCAUGUAUAACGCCUGUAAAGAUGUAGAGGCUCCAUCAAGCAAUGUGAAAGCACUGGGACUGCUGUGUGGAAAAGAUCCUAAAGACUGCAAUGCAACCAACUGGAUUCAGUAUAUGUUUAGUAAGGAUAAUGGUCAGGCUCCUUUCAACAUGAUUCCAAUAUUUUCAGAUGUCCCUAUCCAUGGGAUGACUCCUAUGAACAAUGCUACCAAAGGCUGCAAUGAGUCUAUGGAUGAUGCCACAGGGCCGUGCAGUUGUCAGGACUGCUCUAUCGUCUGUGGCCCCAAACCAGAGCCCCCUUCACCCCCUGCUCCGUGGCUUUUGCUCGGCUUAGAUGCUAUGUAUGUCAUCAUGUGGAUUUCCUACACAGGAUUUCUGCUAGUCUUUUUUGGAGUGGUUUUUGGAGUGUGGUGUUACAGGAAGAGACACUUCGUUUCAGAGUACACACCUAUUGACAGCAACAUUGCUUAUUCUGUUAGUUUACGCCAGGAUACUGGAGAAGCUACUUGGUGUGAAAGAUUCGGUGAAAAGUUUGAGAAUGCAUUAAGAGUCACAUUCAUGUCUUGGGGAGCAUUCUGUGUUCGAAACCCACGGCCUGUUAUUCUCUUCUCCCUGGUUGUUGUUGUUAUGUGCUGCUCAGGCCUCUCGUUUAUGAAAUUAACUACAAAUCCUAUAGACCUGUGGUCAGCCCCAAGUAGCCAGGCUCGCAAAGAAAAGGAAUAUUUUGAUGUUCACUUUGGACCUUUCUUCCGCGUUGAACAACUUAUUAUUCAGGCUCCUCGUGCCAAGCCAGAAAUCUACUCUCCAUACCCAUCAGGAGAUGAUGUUCCUUUUGGUCCUCCACUUACCAAAGAUAUUUUGCACCAGGUGCUAGACUUGCAGGAUGCUGUUGAAAAUAUAGCUGCUUCCUACAAUAAUGAGACCAUAAUGCUGAAGGACGUCUGCUUGAUCCCUCUUUCUCCCUACAAUAACAACUGUACUAUUCUGAGCGUACUCAACUAUUUCCAGAACAGCCAUUCUGUCCUAGAUCAUACCAUUGGUGAUGAUUUUUUUGUUUAUGCUGACUACCACUCUCACUUCUUAUACUGUGUCCAAGCUCCAGCAUCUUUGAACGACACAACUCUUCUUCAUGAUCCAUGCUUAGGAACAUUUGGCGGUCCUGUUUUUCCAUGGCUGGUGAUGGGAGGAUAUGAUGGUGACAAUUACAACAAUGCAACAGCCCUUGUCAUCACAUUUCCUGUCCAGAAUUACUACAAUGACACAGAAAAGCUGAAUAAAGCUCUUGCUUGGGAGGCAGAGUUCAUCAAGUUUGUGAAAAACUACAGCAACCCAAAUUUAACAAUUUCCUUUACCACUGAGCGCAGUAUUGAAGAUGAAAUAAACCGAGAAAGCAGCAGUGAUGCUAGAACCGUCGCCAUCAGUUAUGUGGUCAUGUUUGUGUACAUCUCCUUAGCUCUAGGACACAUCAGGAGUGCUUCCCGAUUCUUGGUGGAUUCAAAAAUUUCCUUGGGCAUUGCAGGGAUCCUGAUUGUACUGAGUUCAGUGGCAUGUUCAAUCGGUAUCUUCAGCUAUUUUGGAGUGAGCUUAACACUGAUUGUUAUUGAAGUCAUUCCAUUUUUGGUCCUGGCUGUUGGAGUGGACAAUAUUUUCAUUAUUGUUCAAACAUAUCAGAGAGAUGAGCGUCUUCAAGGUGAAACUCUAGAUAAGCAGAUUGGCCGCAUUCUUGGAGACGUGGCUCCUAGCAUGUUGCUUUCAUCGUUUUCAGAAACCGUGGCUUUUUUCCUGGGGAGUUUGUCCACUAUGCCCGCUGUCCGUACUUUCUCCCUCUUUGCUGCAAUGGCUGUACUCAUUGACUUUCUUCUUCAGAUUACAUGCUUUGUAAGCCUCUUGGGCCUGGACAUUAAGCGUCAGGAGAAAAAUCGAUAUGAUAUCCUGUGUUGUGUCAAAGGCAGUGAGGAAAUCAGUAAUGUUCAGCAUUCUGAAAGCAUGUUGUUUUUAUUCUUCAAAAACGUAUAUUCUCCAUUUCUCCUAAAGGACUGGAUGAGGCCAAUAGUGAUAUCCAUAUUUGUUGGAGUGCUAUCAUUCAGCAUAGCAGUUAUCAACAAAGUAGAGAUUGGUCUGGAUCAGAGGUUAUCAAUGCCAGAUGACUCCUACGUGUUGGAAUAUUUCAACUCUCUCGGUCGGUUCGUCCACUCUGGCCCUCCGGUCUACUUUGUGCUGGAAGAAGGGCAUAACUACACCACUCUGGAGGGGCAAAACAUGGUGGGUGGUGGGAUGGGAUGUGACAACAACUCCCUGGUACAGCAGCUAUUUGACGCAGCAGAAAUCAACAGCUAUACAAGAAUUGGCUAUCCUCCUUCUUCUUGGCUUGAUGACUACUUUGAUUGGGUCAAACCCCAGUCGUCCUGUUGCAGAGUCUAUAAUGCCACUGAACAAUUCUGCAAUGCUUCAGUUGUCAAUCCCUCCUGUGUCCGUUGCCGUCCACUAACUCCAGAAGGGAAGCAGAGGCCGCAGGGUGAAGAAUUCAUGAAAUUUCUCCCAAUGUUCCUCUCCGAUAAUCCUAACCCAAAAUGUGGUAAAGGAGGACAUGCUGCCUAUGGCUCUGCAGUUAACUUCAUAAACAACAAUACGGAAGUUGGAGCUACUUACUUCAGUUCUUAUCAUACAGUGCUGAAAACGUCCGCAGACUUCAUUGAUGCCAUGAAGAAAGCGCGGAUGAUCGCAAACAAUAUUACUGAAUCCAUGAGCCUCAAGGAGAAAAACUAUCGAGUAUUCCCUUACAGUGUGUUCUAUGUUUUUUAUGAACAAUAUAUGACCAUUGUCGGCGAUACCGUCUUCAACCUUACUGUUUCUCUUGGAUCGAUAUUUUUGGUAACAAUGGUACUCCUUGGCUUUGAAAUGUGGGCUGCCGUUGUCGUCUCUGCCACGAUUGCAAUGAUUUUGGUCAACAUGUUUGGAGUGAUGUGGCUCUGGGGCAUCAGCUUGAAUGCCGUUUCCUUGGUCAACCUCGUCAUGAGUUGCGGCAUCUCUGUCGAGUUCUGCAGCCACGUGGUGAGAGCCUUCACAAUCAGCACAAAAGCCACCCGAACUGAGCGCGCUCAGGAUGCCCUGUCUCACAUGGGGAGCUCUGUUUUCAGUGGAAUUACACUCACGAAAUUUGGAGGAAUAGUGGUGCUCGCUUUCUCAAAAUCCCAAAUUUUCCAGAUCUUCUACUUCAGGAUGUACUUAGCUAUGGUACUUCUUGGAGCAACACAUGGACUAAUAUUUCUUCCUGUCCUGCUAAGCUACAUAGGCCCCUCAGUGAAUAAAGCUAAAGUACGUGCAGCACAAGAAAGGAGUAAAGGUACAGAAAGAGAAAAACUCCUGUUCUUCUAGCUGUUUUAAACCAUGUGGUCAGUGGACUCUGAAUUCUGGGUGAAGAAGCCCUUUAUGCUGAAAUGUAGCAAGUUUCUGUGACUACUGUCUCGCAACUGGAAAAUAUUACUGGAUUGAAGACCAGUAGUUUUGGACAAUUUCAACUCAGGACGUUGUACAUCCAACUACAGAUUUGUCAGUAUUACUAAAACUAGGGAGUAUUAACACAGUCAGAAAUAGUUUCGAUUUAAUAAAUUCUGGUUUUCACUGUGAUGGUUCCACCCUGAAAAUACCUUCCUGAGGAAAUUUGAAGUGACAAGUAUGAGGAUAAAUUGCUGCACCACUGACACUAUUUUUUUAAUGCAACUCAAUGCAAUUUCUGGCUCUAUUUUUUAGGAGAAAAGCAAAACAUGACUCAAAAUGUUGUAAUAUUUUUUAAUAUCUGCCAAAGGAUCUGUAUAUAUACUUUAUUAUAAAAUAGGAUUUUUUUGUAGGUCAAAAAGUCUUGGUACAUAAAUGCAAUAAAUUAAAUUUAUACAUAUUUUUUUGUAUCGCAACCGCUUUUACUAAUUCCUAAAAAGUGGUAGGCUUCAUUAACGAUUGGUCUCCAAAAACUUGCUUAAAAAACGUGACAUGCUCUUCACAGUGCUCUCCUGCAAGAUAAAAACAGAAUAGCGCAAGGUUACAAAACACUUUAGUAUAAUGCAGAAUUAAAAGUUUUAACUGUCUUCCUAAUAUAUAUAUAUUAUUUUCUUUGAACUGCAUUUAUUUUCUUUUUUUAAAUCGCUACAUGUUGUUUGCUUGAGCUCUGCACUCAUCAAACAGCAAAGCUGGACUAAAAGCCCAGUUAAGACCUAGCCGGAAAAAAACAACAGGUUAAUAAAUUGGGAGAAGUUUAGGGUACUUAUAUGCUCAUAACAGUAUCUGUGGUGAGUCUUGUAGGGCCAGAGUAGAUUUUAUGCAUAAUCACAUUUUGGGAUAAGGGAAGCAGUUUACUAUUCUUCUGUGGGAAUCGUUUUCCUGAGCAUUAACCUUUGUUCCGACAACUUUCGAGUUCUGUCCGGACCAGCUGCUUCCCCAGGAUUAUGUCUAACAUUAACACAAGAACUAUUAUUACCAAAUUAAUGUUGUUAAUUAAUUAAUUGUGAUUAGCAUGCACAAAUUAAUGUUUACAGUCAAUGGAUUGGAAUAAUGAUCCAAGGGAAACACAAGGGAAACAUGUUUAUACGUAGCUAAUUUAUUUUCCAAAGGUAGGGGCACUGAUCGUAGGCAGCUGCAGGUAAGGGCACCUCUUUGACACUUGUUUAAUCCACUAAGUCAGGCCUGGGCAAACUUGGGCCCUCCCUCCAGUUGUUUUGGACUCCAACUCCCACCAUUCCUAACAGCCUCAGGCCCUUUCCUUUUCCCCCUCAGCCGCUUAAGCAGCUGAGAGGGAAAAGGAAAGGGCCUGAGGCUGUUAGGAAUGGUGGGAGUUGGAGUCCAAAACAACUGGAAGGCUGAAGUUUGCCAUACCUGCACGAAGGAUUAUUAGAUUGUUAUUUUAUCAUGAUUAGAGAGAGAAAGCCAUUUUAAAACUAAACCACAAGGGCUACAGCAAGGAUGCUAAAGUGUGGCUAUCUGUCUCACACUUUUACUUGGAAACGUAUCUUCUGGAGUUUGGCAAGGGGAUUUGGCACUUCUCCUUGGAGGAGCAUCUUGUGUCCAAACAGGUAUUUUUUUCCCAGGUCACUUCUUGUUGGUAAAAUGUCUCCUAGGCUUAAAAAUAGCUUAUGGGAGGUGCAAGAAUGUUUGCAAAAUGCUCUUGCAAUCCCUCCAUGAUAUCUGGGCCCCCAAAAAUGGGGGUAUGUGGCCUUCUCAGGUCUAAGGGGUGUGUGAUGCAGCCCAUGGAGGGUAUGCUAAAAAAGGCAGUAUUAGUACACACCUCUCCAAAUUACAGCAGGCUAUCAGUGUAUUCCCACCACCAAACAGUUAUACAUGUUUUUUUAAUGAAAGUAGUGUUUUUCUUCACUGCUGUUGUUCAUACAGACUUUUUAAAGUCAAUUCUCCAUGUCAACUCUUCCAGGACUUUUAGUUUCACCACUAUCUCUGAAAUUUCAACUAUUCCAUAGACCAGGGAUGGGCAAACUUCAGCCCUCCAGGUGUUUUUGAUUUCAACUCCCACAAUUUCUAUUGGCUGUUAGGAAUUGUGGGAAUUGAAGUCCAAAAUACCUGGAGGGCCGAAGUUUGCCCAUGCCUGCCAUAUAUAGAUAUACUGUAGAUAUAGUGCCUUUACUGCAAAAACUAUGCUUAGGAACAAAAAUACUGGGCUACAGAUGUGGUUUCUUCCCCCUUUUUUUGAGAGAGAGAGGUUAUCUCUUUUCUGAACUCCUUGAAAUGUUAACAGCAGUAACUUGCAAUGGCAAUAUUCUCUGAUCAAUCUUAGGAAAGGACUUCAACACACACUGUCUAUUAAGAUGGUUUAUAGGAGAACAUGUUAAAAGGAUAUUGUACAAGAAUACCUCAACUGUUUCGGUUAUGCUAAUAAACACAAACUGAUAUUCAA